AUUUUGUCUGAAAAGAAAAAUCAAAUUUUGCCAGUGACCCAUUUUAAUUAGACCCUUCAAUUCAUCAAAUUCAGCUUCUGAUUCAAAUCCCCAUUUUGAGCGGUGCCGUCUUAUAAUUAGGGUUCGGUCUCUGGUGGCGGUGCAACAAUGCCGGAGAUCGAACAUGCGGCGAUGGAAACCGCCCUGUUCGGGAAGUACGAGCUAGGUCGAGUCCUGGGCUGCGGCGCGUUCGCAAAAGUGUACUACGCGCGGAACGUGCACACGGGGCAGAGCGUGGCGGUGAAGAUCAUCAACAAGAAGAAGCUCGCUGGAACGGCACUCGCCGGCCACGUGAAGCGCGAGAUAAGCAUCAUGAGCCGCCUCCACCACCCAUACAUCGUGCGCCUCCACGAGGUCCUCGCAACGAAGACGAAGAUCUUCUUCGUCAUGGACUUCGUUCGCGGUGGCGAGCUCUUCGAGAAAAUCUCAAAGGGUCGCUUCUCCGAGGAUCUCAGCCGUCGCUACUUCCACCAAUUAGUCUCCGCCAUCGGAUACUGCCACUCCCGCGGCGUUUUCCACCGUGACCUCAAGCCGGAGAAUCUCCUUCUCGACGAGAAUGGUGAUUUGAAGGUUUCGGAUUUUGGGUUAAGUGCUGUUAGGGAUCAGAUCCGACCCGACGGGUUGCUCCAUACCCUUUGCGGCACACCCGCUUACGUGGCACCGGAGAUUCUUGCCAAGAAAGGUUAUGAUGGGGCCAAGGUUGAUGUUUGGUCAUGCGGCGUCGUUUUGUUUGUUCUCGCUGCCGGGUACCUUCCGUUUAAUGACCCGAAUUUGAUGGGGAUGUACAGAAAGAUUUACAAAGGGGAAUUCCGGUGUCCUCGGUGGAUGUCGCCGGAGCUCCGUCGGUUCCUAAAGCGGUUACUUGAUACCAACCCGGAAACCCGGAUGACCGUUGAUGGGAUAACCCGGGACCCGUGGUUCAGGAAGGACUACAAGGCGAUCAAGUUUCACGAGGAGGAUUAUGGGUCCGGGUUCGGGUCCGGGUCGAAGGGUGAUGGGUUUGAGAGGGUGUUAGAUUUGAACGCGUUUGAUAUCAUAUCGUUUUCGUCAGGUUUGAAUCUUUCCGGGUUGUUUGGGGAGUCUGAAGGCGGAGAGAGGUUGGUGUUGCGGGAUUCGCCGGAAAUGAUUUUGGAGACGGUGGAGGAGGUGGGUGUGGCGGAGGGGAUGGCGGUGAGGUGGAAGAAGGAAUGUGGGGUGGAGCUGGAAGGGCUGAAUGGGAAUUUCGGAAUUGGGAUUGAGGUUCACCGGUUAACGGCGGAGCUCGCGGUGGUUGAGGUUAGGAGUAGGGGCGGCGACGCCGUUGAUGUGUGGGACAACAAGCUCAAGCCUCAGCUCCUUGGUGGUGCAACGACGUCGCAUCAUCUUGAACCUGAACCUGAACCUGAGCCGCAGGUUGCCGGUGACUAAAUUCAAAUGGGAAAAAAAUCCCUCCCAAUUUCUUUAAUUAAAAAAUGGGGUUAAAUUCAAAAAUUGAAACUCGAAAGUGAAAAUUGUAUAAAGAGGUAAAAAAGAAAGAAAGAAAAGAAAAGAAAAGAUUGGAAUGUUGAUGUCAAAAAUGAAGAUUGGUGGAGCAGGGUGCUUGUCUGGCACACAUGGAUCGAACUGGAAAGUGAACAUUGAAUUGGAAGGUGGUGACUCCUAACAAUGAUUAUGUAUAAUUUGAUGCUUGUUUUUGUUUUGUGUUUUGUAUAUUAUAAACU
This is a messenger RNA of Gastrolobium bilobum, 1739 nucleotides long. RefSeq names its product CBL-interacting serine/threonine-protein kinase 11-like. Gene Ontology annotation, molecular function: protein kinase activity; ATP binding. Gene Ontology annotation, biological process: protein phosphorylation; signal transduction. The coding region runs from base 148 to 1446 and encodes 432 amino acids. NCBI's taxonomy places the organism in Eukaryota, Viridiplantae, Streptophyta, Magnoliopsida, Fabales, Fabaceae. The record is from RefSeq and is a predicted model, not a curated record. The transcript has a single exon.